CACGCGACGGUUGAUUGUGACGUCACACUGGAGCCCACUUAAACCGCGCGCUCUAUAACGAUUCUUCAGUUCAGUCAGUGAGAGUCCGAGCGGUAGCGAAGAUAAUCUCCUGCGCAGAAACUCAGAAAGUCGACAAACAUACUGAGAGUUUGACAGCGAUACAUACAGUACACACGCGAACAAACAUACUGAGAGUUUGACAGCGGUACUGUAUAUCCACACGCGUUUCUCCUGCGAUGGAGUCAGUGGAGAUCAAGUCCAGCAGUCCAGUGUCAGCAGAUGCUCGUCCGGUGUUGAGUAACUCUACACGGACAGCUGGAGGAAACACCACCGACCCACCUGGAGCUGCUCCUGCAGCCGCUGUGGAGAACCCCCCAUUGGAAAAACAAAAGAAAAAGAAGAAGAAGAAGAAAGGCUUCUGUGCAUUCUUACGGAGAAUAGGGAAGGCUUUAAAGUCUUGCAUUCUCUGUUGCAAUGGGGAUGAUAUUGCAUUUCCAUGCAGCGAUCCCACGGAUGUCCAGCCAGAUUUAUCUGGCCUCGAAUGGGCGUUAUCAAUCGAUCCAUGUCCAUCUGGUAUCGAGCUGCCAGUUAACGCCGAUCCGGCCGAUCCUGAGCUGUCAUCUCUCUCAGAUAUAUCCAGUCUUGAGCUGACACCUGAGAGCGAUCCGGAUGAUCCGGAGCAAUCUUCUAUCUCAGCUCAAUCCAUCCUGGAGUUGAUGUCUGUCUCAGACAUAUCCAGUCUUGAGAUGACACCUGAGAGCAAUCCGGCUGAUCCAGAGCCAUCAUCUGUCUCAGCUUCAUCCAUCCUGGAGUUGAUGUCUGUCUCAGAUAUAUCCAGUCUUGAGCUGACACCUGAGGGUGGUCCGGCUGAUCUGGAGCCAUCAUCUGUCACAGGUCCACAGAUCCUGUGUUCAGAGCUGACUCUAGAUCGAGAGUUUGUCUCAGUAUCAUCCAGUCUUGAGAUACCAAGAUACAAUAUCGAGCUGACACCUGACUCAAGUCAGGCAGAUCUGGAGCCAUCACCUGUCCCGGGUCCAUCUGCACUGGAUUCUGAGAUCCCGGGUCCAUCUGGUUUAGGGUCAGCUUUUGUAUUUGACUUAAGGUUUGCUGAAAACCGAACAAAAAAAAGGAAGAAGAAAGGCAUGUGUACGUUCUUCUGCCGAACAUGGAGGGCUGUUAAGUGUGGUGUCUUCAGCUUUCAAAGGGAAAACAAAGUGGCCUCAGAUUCGUUUGCCGAUGAGCCAGUGGCUCAACAGGGUUCAGAAGAUCUCAUGCCAGUUUUAUUCAGUCUCGGUUGGCUGACACUUAAGACUAAUUGGACUGAUCCGGAGCCAUUUUCCGUCUCCGGUCCAUCCACUCUGGAUUCUGGGAUAAUGGAAGCUGUUGGGAAACAAACAAAAAGGAGCAUGAAGAAAGACAUCAGGGCAUUCUUCCAACGUGCAUGGAGGACUAUAAAGUCCACUCUUUGUUGUUACGAGGACAACAAAGUGGGCUCAGAUCCAUGCGGAAUUAACCCAAUGGAUCCAGCAGAUCUCCAGCCACGUAUAUCUGGCCUCUCUUGGGUGUUAACUGAUCCAGGUCCAUCUUAUUUCGAGCUGACAUCUGACCCUUAUCCAGACGAUCCUGAGCCGUCACUUGUCCCAGGUCCAUCCAGUCUGGAACCAGUGGCUAACCAGGAUCCAGCUGAUUCCCAGUCAGGUUCCGUCAGCCUCGAUUCACAGUUAAUGCUUGAUCCAGGUCCAUCCUAUCUUGUUUCAGAGUUAACAUCUGUCCUGACACCAUCCAGUCCUGUUCCCAGUUCAUCCAGUCUUGAACUAACACCUGAGAUGGGUCUGGCCGAUCCUAAGCCAAAAUCCAUCCCAGGUUCAUCCAGUCUCAAGCUGACACCUGGCGUGGAUUUGGCUGAUCCUGAGCCAAAAUUCGUCCCAGGUUCAUCCACUCUUGAAAUGACACCUGGCGUGGAUUUGGCUGAUCCUGAGCCAAAAUUCGUCCCAGGUUCAUCCACUCUUGAAAUGACACCUGGCGUGGAUUUGGCUGAUCCUGAGCCAAAACUCACCCCAGGUGCAUAUACCCUUGAUGUAGAGCCUGUUCCAGCUCCAUCUGGUUUUUGGCCAGCUACAGGAUCAUUUUCCUCCUUUUAUGAAGUGAAAGAAUUGCUGGGAAGUGGAGGCUUUGCGACUGUGUGUAAAGGGAUACGUAGAUUUGAUAACCAGAUGGUUGCUAUCAAAUGUCUACAUAAGAGGAGCUGGGACAAAUUUAUUAAUUUGCCAGGGUCUACCGAACCUCUGCUUGCAGAAGUGGCUGUGAAUCUGCUGAUGCGCAAACCUCCGAAAAGCCCUCACAUUGUACAAAUGUUAGAUUGGUUUGAUAUGCCACAACAGCACAUCAUAAUUAUGGAGUAUCCAUAUCCGUGCGAGACUUUGCUCAGUUUCAUCACGCGCAACAGAGGCUUCCUUGAUGAAACUGUGGCACGUGGAUUAAUGCGCCAAGCAGUGCUUGCAGCCAAACACUGCAUUGACCAGGGCGUCUUCCACAAUGACAUCAAGACGGACAACAUCCUGGUCAACACAGAGACGCUGCUGCUCCAAUUAAUAGACUUUGGCUGUAGUGAACUUUUUAAGACCUCUGUUGGUCGUGAAUUGGCGGUCCAAUCAACUGUCUGGUCUCUGGGUAGAGUGCUUUUAGACAUGGUGAGCGGAGACCAGCCCCUAAGUGUUCUUCAAAAAUCAAGGAUACGUGAUCCGCGUGUUCCGAAUGUAUCCAAUGAAUGCUGUGAUCUGAUAAAGCAUUGCCUGCAACAUUAUGAAUCCAACAAACCAACGUUAGAGCAUAUAUUAGAACAUGAAUGGUUUGAGCAGGACUGAAGGAAGGAAGAGGCUCAGGAGUCAGGUAGUGUAGCAGUUGGAUCCAGCCGUCCAAUCACAGUGGAGUUGGCUAAAAACACUUCAGUGGACACAUGGCCUUAGGGGAGAACCAGUCACAAUAUUGGAGGAUCGAGCUACUGGUAUCUCCCAUGGGCAUCCUGUGGAGGUGGUCAUCCAGCCCACUCCAAAAGCACAUCUUCAACUUGCCCUCAUUUCCAGCGAACAGCCCUCUUGAUAAAGGGACAGAAGUUGGUCCUCAGGGUGGAGGGAGACUGCUGCUGAAUCCAAAUUACUUUUUAGGACCUGUAUUCCGUUAUGACGGGGCAGGCAAGGAGAGGAGAAGUGGAUCUUAAUUGCAGCAGUUUACUUUUAUUAUUAACCCUAACCCUAACAAAGGCGGCCUACCAAAAUCAUGGCGCGUAGGGGAAAUCAUAACAGCCUUACACGCUAUAGUAAAGAAUAAUGUGUGUUAGUGAGGCCAGCAGGGGGUGCUCAUCCUGUGGUCUGUGUGGGUCCUAAUGCCCCAGUAUAGUGAUGGGGACACUGUACUGUCAAAAAAGCACCGUCCUUCGGACGAGACAUUAAACCGAGGUCUUGACACUCUGUGGUCAUUAAA
This is a messenger RNA of Megalobrama amblycephala (Wuchang bream), 3480 nucleotides long. RefSeq lists its product as uncharacterized. Gene Ontology annotation, molecular function: ATP binding; protein serine/threonine kinase activity. The record is from RefSeq and is a predicted model, not a curated record. Gene Ontology annotation, cellular component: cytoplasm. The coding region runs from base 237 to 2864 and encodes 875 amino acids. Gene Ontology annotation, biological process: negative regulation of apoptotic process; protein autophosphorylation; regulation of mitotic cell cycle. The transcript is spliced from 9 exons. NCBI's taxonomy places the organism in Eukaryota, Metazoa, Chordata, Actinopteri, Cypriniformes, Xenocyprididae.